Molecule: messenger RNA, 949 nt
Organism: Actinia tenebrosa (Australian red waratah sea anemone)
Lineage: Eukaryota; Metazoa; Cnidaria; Anthozoa; Actiniaria; Actiniidae
Biological process (GO): lipid biosynthetic process; DIM/DIP cell wall layer assembly
Cellular component (GO): plasma membrane
Molecular function (GO): methyltransferase activity
Source: RefSeq, a predicted model, not a curated record
CUGUGGUUCGUUCUGCGUUUUAGCAUAUGCCCACUCAAACGACAUACUAGAGGUCGAACACUAAGAUGCAGAACAUUGACGAAAGUAACGAUGAUUAUGCAACGUACUUGAAGAAGGUGAAGGCUAUUUAUCGUGAACGAGUUAAUCCAAAAAAUAGGCAGGAAAGACUGAUUAAGUUUGAAGAUCGCCUCGACAAGUCAGACCUAACUCGAGAAAUUAUCAUCAAGCACGCCCCUGGCAAGUAUAUGAUGCAAUGGCGUGGACUCUGCCUCAUCAAAUACCCAAUUGACCUCGGUAUUUACCAACUGAUGCUCCAAGAAAUCAAACCUCCCACUAUUAUUGAGAUUGGAACGUUCAAUGGAGGCGGAGCUGUUUGGAUGGCGGAUAUCAUGAAGAUCCAUGGCCACAAAACGCAUGUUUAUUCUAUGGACAUUGACCUAUCGUACUUGGAAGUGGGGCUCAACGACAGGGACGAUAUUACCUUUAUUCAUGGCGAUUCUUUCAAGAUAAGUGAGGCGUUCCCAGAAGACAUGUUGAAGAAUCUGCCACACCCCUGGCUUUUGAUCGAGGAUGCCCACGUGAAUAUAACAAACGUCUUGGAAUAUUUCGAUAAAUAUACCCAGGCUGGGGAUUACAUCGUGGUAGAGGACACACAUCCUGAUAUCCAAACUCGUCUUGGGUUUGGUUUACUGAAAGACCUCGGUGAAUAUGAAGCAAUAGGAACCACUUGGAGCAUGGAUCCGUUCAAAGAGUUCGUAAAGAAACACGGAAAUAAAUAUCGCGUGGAUCCUGCCUAUUCCGAUUUGAACGGCUUCGCCACAAGGGCAGGGAAACUCCACAGAGCAGAGCUCCACUACGGGCACCCAAAUAUGGCGUCGUCGUCAUAAACUCGUUAGAACAGACGCUGUUUGAUGCAAAUAAAAUCGAGAAACCGUACAAAAUAAUGCGU